Ziziphus jujuba (common jujube) is the source of this 1794-nucleotide messenger RNA. RefSeq names its product mitochondrial phosphate carrier protein 3, mitochondrial. Lineage: Eukaryota; Viridiplantae; Streptophyta; Magnoliopsida; Rosales; Rhamnaceae. Gene Ontology annotation, cellular component: mitochondrial inner membrane. The coding region runs from base 227 to 1342 and encodes 371 amino acids. Gene Ontology annotation, molecular function: phosphate transmembrane transporter activity. The record is from RefSeq and is a predicted model, not a curated record. Gene Ontology annotation, biological process: mitochondrial phosphate ion transmembrane transport. The transcript has 6 exons.
AAACGCGAGGGUUGAAGGCAGAGAGGGGCCACGUUCGGUCAAUAAUAAAAGUCGGAAAUCAGAGGGACGCCCUAUUCGCUUUUCUUACAUUUUUUUGCAUCUGGCGCCGAGAGAUUGGGAAAGAGGCAAACAAAACCCCUCUCCUUCCCAUUUCUCUCUCGCUCUUCUUCAUUUCCUUUCUCUCUCAGUUUCAUUUCCUUUUCCUCUCUCUCUCUCUCCCCCCUCCAUGGCAAUUUCCGACAAAUCUUCGCGUCAGUCUCUGAUCCCUAGCUUCCUCUAUUCCUCCUCUUCCGGCAGGACUCUUGCGCUCGAGAAAAUACUCCACGCAGCUUCUUCUUCUUCGUCUCCCGCUGUUUCCAAUGCCGAAACGGUGUUGCCGAGGAAGAGCUUUGUGAUUGCGGCUCCCAGCGAGCCUUCCAAGAAGAUCGAGUUGUACUCUCCGGCUUACUACGCCGCCUGUACGGCCGGAGGCAUUCUCAGCUGCGGUCUCACUCACAUGGCUGUCACUCCUCUUGACCUUGUCAAGUGCAAUAUGCAGAUCGAUCCUUUAAAAUACAAAAGCAUCUCAUCAGGUUUUGGAGUUUUACUUAAGGAGCAAGGUCUUAGAGGCUUCUUCAAGGGAUGGGUGCCUACUCUACUUGGUUACAGUGCUCAGGGUGCUUGCAAGUUUGGAUUCUAUGAAUUUUUCAAGAAGUACUACUCUGACAUUGCCGGACCUGAGUAUGCUGCUAAGUACAAGACCUUGAUCUACCUUGCUGGUUCUGCAUCUGCUGAGUUCAUUGCUGAUGUUGCACUUUGCCCCUUUGAGGCGGUGAAGGUCCGGGUCCAAACACAGCCUGGAUUUGCUAGGGGUUUAUCAGAUGGCCUUCCCAAGUUUGUCAAAUCGGAAGGGACACUCGGGUUGUACAAGGGUAUUGUUCCACUCUGGGGUCGCCAAAUACCAUAUACCAUGAUGAAAUUUGCCUCAUUUGAGACCAUUGUGGAGAUGAUCUACAAGUAUGGUGUCCCCACACCAAAGGACCAGUGCAGUAAAAGUCUACAGCUCGGUAUUAGUUUUGCUGGUGGAUACGUGGCCGGCGUUCUCUGUGCUAUUGUGUCUCAUCCAGCUGACAAUCUUGUGUCUUUUCUCAACAAUGCCAAAGGGGCAACUGUUGGUGAUGCUGUAAAGAAGAUGGGUUUGGUGGGUCUCUUUACCCGUGGACUUCCUCUCCGUAUUGUUAUGAUUGGGACACUUACUGGAGCUCAAUGGGGUAUCUACGAUGCAUUCAAAGUUUUUGUGGGACUGCCAACCACUGGAGGUGUAGCUCCUGCUGCCCCGGCUACUGAGCUUGCAAAGGUGUAAAAUGUUUGGACGAUCAUCAGUUGUGGUAUUCUUGUUCUGUGGGACUCGGAAAAAACGUCUUCGAAAGGAUUAAAUAAACAUAGGAUUGUUGAAGUUGCUUAAAUGGCUCUCAAGCUACAGUGAGAGAUUAUUUGUUUUACAUUACGGAACUUGUCUCCAAUUUUUCUUUUGACUAAUUUUGUUUCUUAAGGAGGGUAGUUUUGUCUCAUCCUUUUGAAAGAGUUUUUGUAGUUAGAUCACAAUAUCAUUUGCAGUUUGAUGUGAGGAUCAUUACGCCCCCCACCUCUCAGAGUAGGCAGCAACCAAAAAAAAAAUAAUAAUAGUAAUAAUAAUAUUUUGGAUACUGGGGGGUAUUUCAUAUUUUCAUUGCUAUUAAAAGGCAUGGGAUCUAUGCCUUUGUACGUUAUAGUUUCAGUUUAUUUGAGGGUUCUUAUGUUUGAGCUUUCCUGCAA